This is a messenger RNA of Leptosia nina, 2112 nucleotides long. The record is from the annotation of a GenBank genome assembly. NCBI's taxonomy places the organism in Eukaryota, Metazoa, Arthropoda, Insecta, Lepidoptera, Pieridae.
AUGAAGACUGUCUUGGUCCUAGCUAGUUUCGUGGCCCUGGCGUUAGCCGGGACCAUCGAUGUCCAUGUACAAGAUUACAAGAUUAAGCCGGUCGACAAAGCAUUCGUCGAGAAGCAGUCUGAGAUCCUGAAGCUUUUCUACUAUUCCCAACACGUGAACACCGAGGCCGACUACUACAAAAUCGGAAAGGACUUCGACAUCGAAGAACAUGUCGACGACUACAGCAACAAAAAAGCCGUUGAGGAAUUCUUACACUUAUGGAAAGUUGGAUUCCUUCCCAAAUACAUUCCUUUCUCAAUCUUCAACGAAAGAGCAAGGGAAGAGGCCGUCGCUCUAUUCCAUGUUUUGUACUACGCUAAGGACUUUGAAGUCUUCUACAAAACCGCAUGCUUCGCCCGCGUCUACAUGAACGAAGGCCAAUUCUUAUACUCCUACUACAUCGCCGUUCUCCACCGCCCAGACCUUAAGGGAAUUAUCCUUCCUGCACCUUACGAAGCCUACCCCGAACUCUUCACCAACGUCGAUGUAUGGAACAGAUUUGACCGCGUCAAGAUGCAAAAUGGCAUUGACUCCGACUUCGGACCGGAAUACGGAGUAGUUAAAGAGGAAAACCGUUACGUAGCUUACGCUAACUACUCUGACUUCUACACAUACUACGGUGGCGAACACAAAAUCUCAUAUUUCACUGAAGAUAUUGGUCUCAACUCUUACUACUACUACUUCCACGUAUUCUUCCCAUUCUGGAUGGAAAGCGAAGUCCAGCCUGUCCUCAAGGAACACCGUGGUGAAAUCUACUACAACUUCUACCAGCAACUGUUAGCUCGUUACUACUUGGAACGUUUGUCUAGCGGUCUUGGAGAGAUCCCUGACUUCUCAUGGUACAGCCAAAUCGAAGCUGGCUACAAACCAUUCAUGAAAUACUUCUACAACUUCGUUCAAAGGCCAAAAUACUACCAAAUUCCCUACGACAAGCACGUCAAGGAAGUGCAAGUACUUAACUCCUUCGAACAGACCUUCAUCCAAUUUUUGCAACAAGGCCACUUCAAGGCUUACAACCAGGAUGUCGAUCUACGUAACUCUAAAUCCGUUAACUUCGUCGGAAACUUCUGGCAAGGCAACGCUGACAUGUUCACCCAAGUCGGACCAUGGCAACACCCCUACUCUUACGAGAUUGUCGCUCGUCAUGUCCUCAGUGGCGUUUCUGAGAGUUACGGAAAGUACGAUUUCAUUCCUAGCGCUCUUGGUUUCUACCAGACCUCUCUGCGUGACCCAGUUUUCUACCAGCUAUACAGCAAGAUCUUGAAAUACUUCAUCGAGUACAAGAAGGCUCUUACUCCUUACACCCAAGAUGCUCUCCACUACGUUGGAGUUAAAAUUAACGACGUCAAGGUCGACAAACUGGUCACCUACUUCGACUACUACGACUUCGAAGUGAGCAACGGUGUUUACUUCAGCAAGGAAGAGAUGAAGUCCCACAACUGGCCAUACUACGUUGUACGUCAACCACGUCUGAACCACAAGCCCUUCACUGUUUCUGUUGAUGUCAAAUCGGACGUUGAAGGAGACGCUGUCUUCAAGAUCUUCCUUGGACCUAAAUACGAUGGCAACGGCUACCCCAUUGAAUUGGAAAACAACUGGCAAAACUUUGUAGAAUUGGACUGGUUCGUGCAAAAACUCAGCAAGGGACAGAACAAGAUCGAACGUCACUCAACCGACUUCUACUACACCAAAGAAGACUCCGCCCCCGUUAGGGAAAUCGGUGACAAAUACCUCGCACAGGGCAAGGUUCCAUUGGACAUGUCCGUCAAGCCCGGUGCAUUCCCCAAGAGGCUUGUCUUACCCAAGGGUACAGUUGGUGGAUUCCCAUACCAAUUCUUCGUUGUUGCAUACCCCUACCAGCCCGCUAACAAGGAAGUCGAAACCAUCAAGGUAUUCGCUAACGACAACAAGCCUUUGGGCUACCCUCUGGACCGUCCUGUCAACGACGUCUACUUCAAGCAACCGAACAUGUUCUUCGAGGAUGUCAAUGUAUUCCACGAGGGCGAGAUCUACCCAUACGAAUACAAUGUUCCUUACUACACCGUUCACCACAACGAAGUAAACCAACACUAA